This is a messenger RNA of Sclerotinia sclerotiorum 1980 UF-70, 6417 nucleotides long. RefSeq lists its product as hypothetical. The transcript is spliced from 3 exons. Gene Ontology annotation, biological process: fatty acid biosynthetic process. The coding region runs from base 1 to 6417 and encodes 2138 amino acids. Gene Ontology annotation, molecular function: phosphopantetheine binding; 3-oxoacyl-[acyl-carrier-protein] synthase activity; fatty acid synthase activity. NCBI's taxonomy places the organism in Eukaryota, Fungi, Ascomycota, Leotiomycetes, Helotiales, Sclerotiniaceae. The record is from RefSeq and is a predicted model, not a curated record.
AUGGAUGUUAUAUUAUUCGGAGAUCAAACAGUGGACUGCCAAUCUUUUCUCAAGAAAGCACUUCGUCGAAAGAACUGUCCCAUCCUAAGCACCUUCCUAGAACAAGCCCAUGCCGCUCUUCAAGAUGAACUUUCAUCCCUUCCGUCGACUUCUCGACGCCAUUUUGCUGUAUUCUCGAGCGUUUCCGAGUUCACUGAGCGAUAUUUUGAAGCAGAUCAUCCAGAUUUGGCCGUCGAAAGUGCCAUCACUUGCUUGGCACAAUUAACGCAUUUCAUUGGAUUUUUUGAGGAACAUCCUCUAGCAUAUUUAGAGCCCUCCAAUACAGAAGUACUUGCAGUCUGUACCGGCUUGCUUGCUGCUUCCGCAGUCGCAUCUUGUAAAUCACUUACAUCUCUCAUUCCCCUAGCUGUACAAGCAGUGCGCAUUGCCUUCAGGCUGGGAUCAAGAGUUGCAGCAGUUGGAAAUCAGUUGGAGAGUGCGAGCGACAGACAGAAGACUUGGUCAACAAUCGUAAUGGGAUUAAGUCCAGAAGCAGCAGAGCGUGCUUUGGAAGAAUUCAAUGAGUCAAGAGGACUUAUUCAAUCAACAAGAUUGUACAUUAGUGCCAUUGGUACUACCUCAAUCACAAUCAGUGGAACACCUACCAUUCGGGCUCAGUUGUUCGAAACUUGCGAGGCAUUUCAAAAUCUUCAACGACGCGAAAUUGGCAUUAGAGGACCUUACCAUGCUGCUCAUCUUUAUACCCCACAAGACGUCGAGAGGAUAUUGUCACCAGAAAUCGUCAAAAGCUUAAGCAACUAUUCGUCAGUCCUCCCCCUAGUUGGCACCGCCGCACAUAAGGAGAGUAUUUCAACCGUCGACCUAUUCAGAAAUUCCAUUAUGGAAAUUCUGGCAGAGCAGGUCAAAUGGGAACGAUUGGUGAAAAUCGCCGUUGCACAUGUUCGUGAAUCUAAACAAAACGAGGUUAGAGUUCUUGCCAUGGGACCAACUGCUCUCGGGAAUAGUCUCAUCUCGGCACUCAAGAAUGGUGGUGGCUUGAAGUUGUCAAUGGAGGAUCAUAUUUCAUACACCAUGGAAAACACCAUUCCAAGAGGAUUCACGGGUAGAAUGUCUGAGUCUAAAAUAGCAAUAGUGGGGAUGUCAGGUCGAUUUCCCAAUUCAGCUGAUCAUGAAGCAUUUUGGGCACUCCUCGAACAGGGGCUUGAUGUUCAUCGAGAAAUCCCUGCCGAUAGAUUCGAUGCUAAAGCGCACUUUGAUCCCUCAGGGAAAGGAAAGAACAAAUCUCACUCCCCAUUCGGUUGCUUCAUCAAUGAGCCAGGAAAGUUCGACCCUCGAUUCUUCAACAUGUCUCCCCGAGAAGCUAUGCAAACGGAUCCAAUGCAGCGUUUAGCCAUUUCCACUGCCUAUGAAGCUAUGGAAAUGUCAGGAUUCGUGAGAGAUCGAACUCCUUCCACACAAGCACAUAGGAUUGGUACCUUCUAUGGUCAAACUUCGGAUGAUUGGCGUGAAAUUAACGCCGCUCAAGACAUUGAUACAUAUUUCAUCACGGGUGGUGUUCGAGCUUUUGGACCCGGAAGAAUUAACUAUCACUUCGGUUUCAGUGGUCCAUCAUACAGCGUAGACACUGCUUGUUCGAGUAGUAUGGCUGCCAUCAAUUUAGCAGUGACUUCUUUAAGAGCUGGAGACUGCGAUACCGUAUUCGCAGGCGGUAUGAAUGUUAUGACGAAUCCAGAUAUUUUCUCCGGUUUGUCUAAAGGUCAAUUCUUGUCCAAAACCGGGUCCUGUAAGACAUAUGAUGACGGCGCUGAUGGUUAUUGCCGUGGUGAUGGUGUUGUUACCCUAAUCCUAAAGCGGCUUGACGAUGCAGUUGCUGAUCAGGAUCCAAUUCUUGGAGUCAUCGCUGGUAUCGCAACGAAUCACAGUGCGGAAGCCAUCUCCAUAACCCACCCUCAUGCAGGCGCGCAAAAGUAUUUAUUCCAGAAAGUAAUGGACGAAGCUCGAGUCGAUAUCCGAGACGUGAAGUACGUCGAAAUGCACGGAACUGGAACUCAAGCAGGUGAUGGAGUCGAAAUGGACAGUGUUUCUUCUAUUUUCGCACCAUCAAAUAAGUUACGCCGUCGUCUCGACCAGCCAUUGUUCGUUGGUUCUGUCAAAGCCAACGUUGGCCACGGAGAAGCUGUUUCGGGUGCAACUGCUCUGGUAAAGAUCAUGAUGAUGCUUAAAAAAAGCAUGAUUCCACCACAUUGUGGUAUCAAGACGAAAAUCAACCAGACAUUCCCAAAAGACUUGAAAGAUAGAAAUCUUAACAUGGCCUUCAAACCAACACCAUUUCCUAGACCUACAAAUGGCAAGCGAUAUGUCUUCAUGAAUAACUUCAGUGCAGCAGGUGGUAAUACUGCCACGUUGCUCGAAGACGCACCAAUCAGACAGCUAGAAGGAACCGAUCCGAGAACAUCGCAUGUUGUAAUUGUUACAGCGAAGUCUCUUGCAUCUUUCAGGAACAACGUGCAAAAGAUCUUGAGCUGGUCAAGAGAUCAACCCAGCUCAUGUUUGCCAAGUCUGGCAUAUACCACAUCUGCUCGUCGUUAUCACUACCAAUAUCGUAUCGCAGUUAACGCCACGGACCUACAAAGCGUUCAAAAUGCGUUAAGCUCUUACACAGAAGGCCCCCAUACUCCGGUAUCGAAUGUGAAGCCAAGAGUCGCUUUUGCUUUCACUGGACAAGGAUCACAUUAUCUUGGGAUGGGCAAGGCCCUCUUUCAUGAUGUGAAACAAUUCCGCCACGACAUCGAGGAUUUUGAUCAGAUGGCGCAGACUCAAGGUUUCCCAUCUUUCAUUGGACUCAUUGAUGGUAGCAUAACUGACCUAAGCAUUGCCUCUCCAGUGAUGACCCAACUGGCUAUUCUUUGUGUAGAAAUAUCCGUUGCUGCACUUUGGCAAUCAUGGGGCAUCGAGCCAACCGCCGUUGUUGGACACUCCCUAGGAGAGUAUGCUGCUCUCCAGGUCGCCGGUGUUAUCUCCACACAUGAUGCCAUUUCUUUGGUCGGCAAUCGUGCGCAACUGUUGGUUUCAAAGUGUACUGUGGGAAGUCAUGGCAUGUUGGCAGUUCGGGCAGGCUUUGCUGCAGUGGAACCUUUCUUGUCAGAUAUUGAAGUUGAGAAGGCUUGCAUUAAUGGCCCGGAAGAAACAGUUUUCUCAGGUACCGUUGAUAACAUGAACCGCCUCAAGGAGGUUUUGACCGCACAGGGCUUCAAGAACACCAUGCUCAAUGUACCUUACGCAUUCCACUCAGCUCAGGUCGAACCUAUUCUGGAGGAUUUCAUUCAGUCUGCGAAAUCAGCUGUUUUCCAUCAACCAAGGAUCCCAGUUAUGUCUACGCUUCUUGGAACGGUAGUGGAAGAUUCGGGCGUAUUUGGUCCAGAGUACCUUGCUAGACAUUGCAGGGAAAGUGUCGACUUCCUAGGAGGUGUUACUUCUGCUCUGAAAGAUGGAAUCGUUGAUGAGAAGACGUUAUUUGUUGAGAUUGGCCCACAUCCAGUAUGUUCCAACAUGAUAAAGGCCAUCGUCGGCACAAGUACCAUCACUGUGCCAUCAUUGAGCAGAAAUGCCGAUGCUUGGACAACAACCGCUGCUUCUUUAGCAACUCUCUUUAAUGCCGGGCUCGACUUCAAUUGGAACGAGUACCAUAUCAACUUUAAGAAUGCUCAUGAGGUUCUUGAUCUGCCUGCAUACUCUUUCGAUGAGAAGAUCUAUUGGAUCGACUACCGCGAAAAUUGGUGUCUCACUAAAGGCGAUAAACAAUUGGUCGCUCCUUCUGAGGCAAAACAAAGCUUCUCCACAACCACCGUACAGAAGAUUCUCUUCGAGGAUGUUGAUGGUGAUAACAUCAAUGUUGUUGCGGAGUCUGACCUUAUGGAACCCAACCUACGAGCGGCCAUUUCCGGGCACUUGGUUCAUGGCCAGCCACUUUUCCCGUCAUCCAUUUAUGGUGACAUGGCGCUAACCAUCUGCGAUUAUGCACUCAAGCUUGCUCAGCCGGAUGCCAAAUCUGUGGGCUUCAACGUUGGAAGUAUGGAAACACAUAAGCCAUUGGUCCUCGACAACACUGCCAAAACUCAUCUUCUUCAAAUUGAGACCAAGCUCGAUCUUGCUCACCGACGUGGAACAGUCAACUUCCGGACAUAUGGAGCAGAUGGCAAGCCGGUUGAACAAACCAAGUGUGAAGUAACUCUUGAAGAUUCAUCAUCGUGGCUGAAGGACUGGGAUCGUCGCAAGUUCCUUGUUCAAGGCCGAAUUGAGAAUCUGAUGAGCCACAAAGAAGUUCACAAGAUUCAAAGAGGAAUGGCUUACAAGCUAUUUGGCGCACUUGUCGACUACGAUCAAAGAUAUCGCGGAAUGGAUGAAGUGUAUUUGUGGAGCGAACAAUGUGAGGCAACCGCCAAAGUAAAAUUUCAGACAUCCGACAAGGACGGCAAAUUUUUCAUGAGUCCAUACUGGAUUGACAGUGUUUGCCACAUCUCGGGAUUCAUAAUGAAUGCAAACGACGCUGUUGACUCCACCAAGCAUGUCUACAUUUCCCAUGGAUGGGAGUCGAUGAGAUUUGCUAAAACGAUGUCUGCCGACAAGGAGUACAGAUCUUAUAUCAAGAUGCAGAAGGUACCAGGUGGAGGUGAAAUGGUUGCUGGUGAUGUAUAUGUCUUCGAGGGCGACGAAAUCAUUGCAGUUGUUGGUGGUAUCAAAUUCCAACGUGUACCCCGCACCCUUCUCCAGACUUUACUCGCACCAAAAUCCCUCCCUGCUCGUGCUGGAGUCAAAGGAGCCCCGGUUUCAGCAAAGACUGCUACGCCGAAACCAUCCAAGGUGGUCUCCAAAGCUAGCUCCAAAGUUGUCAGCAAACAGACCUCAAAAGGCAUCUUUGCAAAAGCACUGACCAUCAUGGCUGAGGAGAUUGGAUGCGAUGUUGCCGAGUUGGCAGGUCCUAUGCGAUUCUCCGAUAUGGGCGUCGACUCUCUUCUCGGUUUGAGCAUUUCUGGCCGAUUUCGUGAGGAUCUGGAAAUUGACUUCCAGAGCAGUGUCUUUGAGCAUGAGCCUACUGUAGAUCAUUUGAAAGCUUACAUGACGAGAUUUGAAGACGAGAACAGUGCUGAGAGUUCCGGAAUGUCGACCCCUGAAAUGGUUUCUAGCCAUUCAAGUGAUAUUGGGGAUGACUACAUUGAUCUUAAUGAUGCUUAUUCAGAAAAUUCGUCCGUCGAUGGUGACAGUGAGAACGCAAUGAUUGUUCAGAUAAUAAGAACUACCAUCGCAGAAGAGAUGGGAGUCGAGCUUGAGGAGAUAACUGAUAACACAGAUCUUGCUACCAUGGGAAUGGACUCUCUCAUGAGCUUAAGCAUUUUGGGCGCACUCAGAGAAAAGACUGGUUUGACUCUAAACUCCGAGUUGCUGGUCGAGAAUACUAGCGUGGAAAAAAUCGAGACAACCUUGGGCCUAAGGGCAACCAAGCCAAAGGUUGUUGAGAUAAAGAAGACGACAAAGAUCUCCCAAGUGUCUCAUGCAUCGAUCCAACCAGCUCCUCCAACGCAGGUGGCCAAACCCAUUAAUCUAUCUCAAUACCCACCAUCAAAGUCUAUCCUUCUACAAGGCAACCCGAAGACGGCAACUCGCACACUUUUCCUCCUUCCAGAUGGUUCCGGGGUUGCUUCUUCAUAUACCCCAAUUCCUCAAAUCGACACGGAUCUAGCCGUAUUUGGUCUAAAUUGCCCCUUCAUGAAAGACCCGACAGAAUUCAAUAUUGGAGUUCCUGCCGUCACUCAAAUUUAUCUCGCUGAAAUCCAGCGUCGUCAACCACAUGGACCUUAUCUUCUUGGAGGAUGGUCUGCCGGAGGUGUACUUGCGUAUGAAUGCACACGUCAACUGAUCGCCAAAGGCGAAAAAGUCGAAAAACUUGUCUUGAUUGAUUCUCCGUUCCCCGUAGGCCUUGAGGCUUUACCAGCUUCCUUUCACCAAUACUGUGCCAAGAUUGGUCUCCUCGGCGACGGUGGACUUGAGUCAUUACCAAAAUGGCUACUUCCCCAUUUCUUCUCCACUGUCCGAGAACUUACAGCCUAUUCCGAUCAUUUGGGCUCUUUGCCCUGCAUAAAUACGACAAAUAUGCCACAAACUAUCACGAUAUGGGCUCGCGAUGGUAUUGUUCACAACGAAGAUGAUCUAAAGCCAGAGUGGGAUCCCAAAGUGAGGAUGCCAAACUCUAUGGACUGGUUGACUCAUGAUCGCAAAGAUCUGGGACAUAAUGGUUGGGAAAAGUUAGUUGGUGAAGGAAAUGUCAAAUGUAUGAGCACGUCUGGGAAUCAUUUCACGAUGAUGAGAGAUCCAAUUACACGUGAUUUGGCCAAGCUCAUGAAGCAAGCUCUCGAAAUAUAA